AUUGGUUGAAUCACUCGAAAACCCGCACGUUAAAAUCAACUUUCUUUCGCAGCCCCGAAAGCAAAUAGACCACUAGAAAGCCGCCGUUAGAAUUUCUUCUGCCUCUUACCAAUGCCGACAAAAAUCAAUUCGAUGAUCUGAUUGGUGGCUUCAUUCGUCUCUAAACCAACAUAGAAUCUUCUAAUGCCGUCGAGUUCCAGUUCAGUGAAGCUGGGAUUCAGUUAAUUUUUCUUGAUAGAAAGUUGCUGUUGAAAUUGAUCUAUUGACAUGGGUGAUAGCAAUAGUAAUUCGCCCCCUGGGUCUCCUAAAGAAAACCCAGAUCAGGAUUCUGAGAAAAAACCGAUUGGCAAGGAUGAUAGCACACUGGAAACCAUAGUCCGUAGGAUCCGGGACUCAAUUUCUACAGGCAAGAAACACAAAUUUUGGGAAACCCAACCAGUAGGUCAAUUCAAAGACAUCUGGAAUGCAAUUUUGCCAGAGGGCCCUAUUGAGCCUCCAACUCCAUUGUCUGAAGUGAAGCAAGAACCUUACAAUCUCCCUAGCCCGUAUGAAUGGAUCACUUGUGAUAUUGAGUUGGAAGAGACUUGUACUGAGGUCUACAAUCUCUUGAAGAAUAAUUAUGUCGAGGAUGAUGAAAACAUGUUUAGAUUUAAUUACUCUAAGGAGUUCCUAAGGUGGGCUUUGCACCCUCCUGGUUAUUACAGAAGCUGGCACAUUGGGGUCCGUGCCAAGGCUUCAAAGAAGCUCGUUGCCUUUAUAACAGGUGUACCUGCUAGGAUUAGAGUGCGUGAUGUUGUCGUGAAAAUGGCUGAGAUCAAUUUCUUAUGUGUUCAUAAGAAGCUCAGGUCAAAGAGACUUGCCCCUGUUAUGAUUAAGGAGGUUACCAGGAGGGUUCAUUUGGAGAAUAUUUGGCAAGCUGCUUACACUGCUGGAGUGGUUCUUCCAACUCCAAUAACAACUUGUCAGUAUUGGCAUAGGUCUUUGAACCCAAAGAAGCUUAUUGAUGUUGGCUUCUCCAGGCUUGGAGCGAGAAUGACUAUGAGCCGAACCAUAAAACUUUACAAGUUACCAGAUUCACCAGCUACUCCUGGAUUUAGAAAAAUGGAGCUUCAUGAUGUACCUGCUGUUACACGAUUGCUCAGACAUUACAUGAACCAGUUUAUUGUUGCUCCAGACUUUGAUGAGAAUGAUGUGGAGCACUGGCUUCUUCCAACUGAGAAUGUGGUUGAUAGUUACUUGGUUGAGAGUCAAGAGACUCACGAGAUCACUGACUUCUGCAGCUUCUACACCCUUCCAUCAUCUAUCCUUGGCAACCAGAAUUACUCGACUUUGAAGGUUGCUUAUUCAUUUUAUAAUGUUGCUACUAAGACUCCACUACUUCAGUUGAUGAACGAUGCACUUAUUGUUGCCAAGCAAAAGGAUUUUGACGUUUUUAAUGCUUUAGAUGUCAUGCAAAACCAGUCUUUCCUGAAAGAGCUGAAAUUUGGACCAGGUGAUGGGCAACUUCACUAUUAUCUUUAUAAUUAUCGGAUACGAAAUGGUGUCACACCAUCAGAACUUGGGCUUGUACUCUUGUAGUUUCAUGUGUCUGAAGGUGCACACUGUGAUUUCUAUUGAUGAUAAGGUCUGUGGGUUGCAUUUUUUCCCCUUUCCUGAGCAGCCAUGGCAGCAGCAAAAAAAUGAGAAUUUGCAGUGUAUUUGAGAACCAGGUCUGGUCCAGUGGUUUUAUACAUCCUAAGUUGGGACAAUAUCAAUGUUGUUUACCAUUCAAAUUGUUAUCUGGACACGAAUGUUUUUGAGAGCUUGAAUACCCUUUCCAUUCUUGAAUUUAGCUAUCUCUCAUUUUCUUUUCCUGCAUAAUUCUGUGGGACAUCCAUGCUAUGGGCAGCAUGAUUAUUAUUGUUUGCGUAAGUAGCUGGAGUUGCGUUUGUGGCAGCAAUUAAUUUCUAUUUGUAUA
Molecule: messenger RNA, 1957 nt
Organism: Hevea brasiliensis (rubber tree)
Lineage: Eukaryota; Viridiplantae; Streptophyta; Magnoliopsida; Malpighiales; Euphorbiaceae
Product: glycylpeptide N-tetradecanoyltransferase 1
Exons: 2
Coding region: 268-1578 (436 amino acids)
Biological process (GO): N-terminal peptidyl-glycine N-myristoylation
Cellular component (GO): cytoplasm
Molecular function (GO): glycylpeptide N-tetradecanoyltransferase activity
Source: RefSeq, a predicted model, not a curated record